ACCAAAAGAUACAUUUUACUCAUUUAAUACCCGUAGCACCAAAUAGAAAGAUCCAUUGUUCAAUUAAGGCAUCGAAUUGGAUAAAAGACGCACUAGAAUCCAUCAUGACAACACACAGAGACACAAUUCAUAAUGAUCUGAAAGUUUUCACAUGUGACGAGUGUGGAAAAAAAUUUGAGUUCCGAAGUCAUUUGUGUAGACAUCAAUUAUCAGAACACAAAAGCCGCAAAGAUUUUGCAUGCGACCAGUGUGAGAAGAAAUUUGUGAAAAAAUCGAGUUUGCUUAUGCACCAAAAAUUAGUUCACAAAAAUGGCGAAGAUUACUCUUGCAACAAGUGCGAGAGAAAAUUUGAAAAAAAAUCAAAUUUACUCAAGCACAAAAGAAUAUUUCACGAAGUUUUCAAAAAUUACUUAUGCGAAUUGUGCGCGAAGAGAUUUGAUAAUAAACACAAGUUGCUCUUGCACAUAAAAGCAGUGCACACUCGGUGCGAAAAGAAAAGGGGACAAACGUCAAAGUUAAUAGGACACAAAAAGACAAUACAAGGAAGUCGCAAAGAUUUCACAUGUGACUAUUGCGGGAAGAAAUUAGGGAAAAAAUCAGACUUGUUGAGGCACCAAAAGACAGCACACGAAAGUCGCAAAGAUUACGCAUGUGGCAAAUGCGAGAAGAAAUUUAAAGACAAAAGGUAUUUGUUAAAUCACCAAAAAUCAGUUCAUGAAGGUCGCAAAGAUUACCCAUGUGACCAUUGCGAGAAAAAAUUCGGAGAUCGAAGUAAUUUGAACAAACACCUAAAAACUGUCCACGAAGGUCGCAAAGAUUACGCAUGCGACAGGUGCGAAAAGAAAUUUGGGGAACGAGCCACUUUGAUGCAACAUCAAAAAACUGUCCACGAAGGUCGCAAAGAUUACCCAUGCGACAGGUGCGAAAAGAAAUUCGGGGAUCGAGCCACUUUGAUGAAACAUCAAAAAACUUUAACGAUCAGCUGA
Trichogramma pretiosum is the source of this 986-nucleotide messenger RNA. RefSeq names its product zinc finger protein 271-like. The transcript has 4 exons. The coding region runs from base 105 to 986 and encodes 293 amino acids. Lineage: Eukaryota; Metazoa; Arthropoda; Insecta; Hymenoptera; Trichogrammatidae. Gene Ontology annotation, cellular component: nucleus. The record is from RefSeq and is a predicted model, not a curated record.